Molecule: messenger RNA, 3079 nt
Organism: Misgurnus anguillicaudatus (oriental weatherfish)
Lineage: Eukaryota; Metazoa; Chordata; Actinopteri; Cypriniformes; Cobitidae
Source: RefSeq, a predicted model, not a curated record
AUUUAUAAGCAACCUGGAUACACCAGGACAAACGAAAUGACUUGAAAUUAACCUCCUGCCAUUUUGUUUCAGUCGAUUUACGUGAAAUAUAAAACAGGCUUAAACAAGGGCACGAGACUGCGACGACGCAGUUUUGAGACGCGGCCUCGCGCGCUGUAAACACGCUCAAAUAAUUUGGCGGUUGGAAGGAAGUUGUUUCGCUGUCGAAUACAUGUAAACACUUUUUAUUUUGUGUAUGGAGUUAGUUGCAUCAAAUUAAUUUUGCUAUGGUGUAGAUGUUUUAUUUAAUAGUUUCCACACGGUUUGUCCAGUAAAUCAUUGAGUUCGUUUAGUUGUCGUAUGGUCCUGCUCUGAAAAGCAUGAUGUCUAAACUCCACAAGACAAACGGCAAAUAUUUAUGGUGGUGCCUCCAAAGUCUCGAAUUCAGGCCGGAUGUCGCAGCAAAAAACAUAAAACACCUCAACCUGGGAGUGAACAUGUUUGAUAAGCCAAACAAAGAGGCUUUCUAUAUUGUCAUCCACUUUUUGUUUGAGAAACUGAAUCCCACUCGUGUUCAGGAUGUUUUCAGAAAUUGCUGGCCAGUUUGGGAUCAUAAACGUGAUGCUGAGUUUCGUAAGGUGACUUUUGGAUGGCUCCAAGAAAUAGCGAAUGAAGAAGGUAGCGCUUUUCCCAAAGUGGCUGCAUCCCAUUUGCUUUCCCCGUCUGGACCAAGAUUUAUCAACUUGAUGCUUCACUUAGCCAAACAUGUCAUGCUGAAAACAUUGAAGACAUUUGCCAUAGAUGGUGUGUGGGUCCCAGAAGCUGCUGCGGUACCAUCGAGUUCACAGGAUUUGGAGAAAAAGAGAUUUCAGAUGGUGAAGAGACAGUUUCAGAGAGUGACUGUAGAGCAGGACCGUCUUAUUCAAGAUUAUCAGAAAAGAGCAAAAGGUUUGGAGAAGUCUUUGAGGGACCUUGAUGCAGAAGAUGCCAAAUAUGAUCAUUUACUUAAAGAACAAGAUAGUAGCACAGAUUUGGAGGGAGAAAUUCUUGCCAAGUAUCAGAAGGUGCGAACCCUUUGGGCUGAGACAGACAGAGUCUUAACCAUCCUUGAAGGAGAUCGAAAAGUUGUAGAGAGUGUGAUCCGAGGACAGGUAGAUCAGUACACCUUAGAUGGGCAGGACCUGAAUGUGAAGAUACCAACGGUUCUGCGUGAAAGAUUGGAGCGGUUAUCACACCAGUCCAGUGUUGGUAGCUUGUAUGAGGCAGGGCAGCCUGUCCUUGUGCGUCUGCUUGAACUUCUGAAUGAGGGAUUAUGCAUCCUUAAUGAGGAAAGAGAGAAGAUUGCAGGGCCCACUACACAUCUUCAUCACCAGGCUCUUCAGGAACAGGCUUUGCUGUUUAAUCGCUCUAAAGAAAACCUCAAGCUCAUAAGGCGAAAACUUGUCAAAGAGGAUGCAACUGAUAUUAAAAACUCCAUUAGGAGGCUGGAGGAGGAGUGGGAAAGGACGUGGGCUGAGUGUUUAAAAAACACACCACUGACGUCCUUUCUUAAGGAGGAGGAACCUGUUCUUGACUUUGUCUCCCCGAUGGCACCUCUGUCAUUUGAGCCAGCUUCUGAUGCUAGCUUCAAAGCUAGUGUCAUCUCACAAUAUCCACAUAAACUACCUAAGCUGCUAGAGCAGACCACUAAAAGAAGACCAGAGGUGGAGGAAACAACAGUUCAUCCAGAACCAGAAGCCCAUCUGGAACCAGAAAUUAAAAACACUUCAUUGCCAGCUGAAGGUCAAAGGUUUUUGCUUUCCUCUGAUUGUUGCUUUUCUCCGAGACCAGAACCAACUUGUGAGGUUCCUCCAUGUGAAACUCCUUUGACUCGCCCAGUCAAAUUUCAUCCUGCGGUCCAGACACCCAGUCCGUUACAGGUAGCAAGCCGCAGAAAAAGUCUGCUCUCAAAAACAAAGACCUCUGUCAUGAAAAACAAGGCCCAGAUUCUGGAUCUGGAAUGUGACAACUUGGCAAAUCAAUUUGCAGAUGCUGUGAUCAUGAGCCCAGUGAAUGGAAGGAGCGACAUGGACCUGGGGCAGUUGCUGAAUGCCAUAUCUGACCCCUUUUCAACUAGGAAGCAGCUGUGCCGCACACCUGAGAGUCUUAUUAAGGAUGUCAGAAGUUCAUGGAGAAAAGCUGUGGAGGAAGGGGUUGCAGAGAAAAAGCAAGCAUCUUGGGUUAAGGAAGAUAGCUUAUCUUGGCUUAAGACGCCUCUGGCUGAAGCAGAGUUGAAUAGGCCAAGUCCAGAGCCAUCACUUUUCUUUGACACUACUCAUCAGUGCACUCCUCCUCCUGUCCAGCAGGGGUCCUCCUUGCACUCAACUCUGUCAUGGGACUCCUCACAGCUGGAGGCUCAUAACAGCCAAAGCUCAAGUGAGAUUAUUAAAUUCAGCAUUGCUCAUGAGGAGCUCCCAGAACUUUUUGAGGAUGACGUUUCAUUUAACAGCGACGGAUCAAUGGAGAUCCAGGGGAACAAGGAAAAUGAACAAGAACUUGUCCUGUUGCCUGUUUUGUCACAUUCUCCUGAUGGAGAAUCUCCACUACAGAUGACCACUAAAGACUUGUGCAUCAAGUCUGAUUUUAUAUCCCCAGAACUUUCAAAGAAAAGCCCAGGGUUAAACCUUUGGGCGGGUGAUGAGACUUUGUUUUCUCUGGAAUUGGACAAACUUGAGAGCGUUUCCCCUCCUCCACCAGAGAAACUUAGUCUACCUUGUUUAGUUAAUGUUAAUUUAGAUGAAUACUAAUGCAUAAAGGACUCUUAUGGUUUACAUACUAAUUUUACCCAGAGCAUCUGCUAAAUGGGAUUUCUUCUUGUACUUGACUCGCUCUGCCUAAUUGCAAUGACAUUGCUAUUAACCAGCUGUAAUGCUAUUGUCUGUAAACUAAUACUUGUCAUUUCACCAUACCACAUGUAUGUUCAUGAAUUACAUCUAUACUAAAUGUUUUAGUACGUACGUACAAACUAAUUAAAUUGUGCACUCGUACAAUGUAAGAGGUAAAUGAAAUGUUAAUGUGGUACAUCUUUUGUAAUAAAGGAUAUUUUUGCAAACCCUCUUCA